UCAGUAGACAGGCGGCUUUUGAGCAAAGCAGUUCACAAUGAACAACACUAAGAUUCAGCUUUUUGUGUUUCUAUCCAUGAUGUAUCUCUCGGUAAUCUAUUGCUCCGGGGAUCAGAGUCGCCACAGGUUAUACCAACAAUCCGACGAGGCCAUAGCCACUAUUAGCAAUCAGUUAGUAUCCCAGGCUAUUGAGUUGGUGGACAGUGUAGUCGAGGACCUGCUCGUCCUGGACUCGAAGAACCCUAUAAUCCUGGGCUACCUGGAUAGAUUCGACGCCUUUACCGCCGUCAAUGAAACCAAGACGGAGGAGAAGCUAAACGCUUUCUACGACGUGGUGGAGGACUAUCUCGACUCUGACACCAAGGGGGAUCCCGUGGAGCUAUCCAGCAUCGAGAGUCAGUUGAUUUCCCUUUGCCUGGAGCGCAAUGGCUUCGAUCGAUGGAAGCGGACGGUUCAGACCCGGACCACCCAGCUGAACAGGGUGAUCUACAGAAAGUUGAAACGCCACAUGGAUACCCUGGACAACGAGGACAGGCUUGCGGUGGAGCGACGCUGGAAGAGAACCCUCAGUCGGGGAGGCCCCCCCAGACUGGAGAAGCUGAGGGACUUCGUCCAGUGGCUGGGCAAGUUCACAGAUUAGGCCCUCGGGUCAAAGGCCUUAGGUUAGACUGAUAAGAGAAUUAAACAUUCACACGAGUACGAACUAAGCGAUAAGUAUAUAAUAAAAAAUAUUUAUGACAAAAA
Messenger RNA from Drosophila ananassae, 744 nucleotides. RefSeq lists its product as uncharacterized. The transcript is spliced from 2 exons. Bases 38 to 640 code for a protein of 200 amino acids. The record is from RefSeq and is a predicted model, not a curated record. Lineage: Eukaryota; Metazoa; Arthropoda; Insecta; Diptera; Drosophilidae.